Messenger RNA from Meira miltonrushii, 1107 nucleotides. RefSeq lists its product as uncharacterized. Gene Ontology annotation, molecular function: hexosyltransferase activity. The record is from RefSeq and is a predicted model, not a curated record. The coding region runs from base 153 to 1019 and encodes 288 amino acids. Gene Ontology annotation, biological process: dolichol-linked oligosaccharide biosynthetic process. The transcript is spliced from 2 exons. NCBI's taxonomy places the organism in Eukaryota, Fungi, Basidiomycota, Exobasidiomycetes, Exobasidiales, Brachybasidiaceae.
GUUCAGAGGCAAAGUGCCCGAAUAAAUGUGAAUCACUUCAGCAGCUGAGAGCCACAGCUUAAAUUCAGUCAGUCCAUGGAGUAAGAAGAAGAACAUCAAGUCAACUUUGUGGAGAACGUUUAUGAUUGUGGUCAUUCAUCAAAAGAGUGAUGAUGACAACAACUAAUACAAACAAUGCCCCGACAAUCUUUGUGACGGUGGGAAGUACAAAAUUCACAGCUUUGGUGGCUGCGAUGCUAUCGUGUAAAGUAGUUGAUGCGAUCGCUGAUGCAUGCAAACACACAACAUCUUCACCUCGAUUGAUCAUACAGUAUGGAGCCACACCAUUAUCGGAUAUCUUGUUGGAAUCAGGAUCAGUAUUGCAUAGAACGAGCAAAGGCAAAGGAAAGAAAUUUGACGACCCACUGGGUGCAUCGGGUACAUUACCAAUUCCAAUGUCAGCGUUCCUACCAAAGAACGAUCAGAACGCAACCCCUGAUCUAGUCAUGCAAGACAAUCUUCUCGCCAAAUCAUUCCGUCUUGGUCAAACGAGUAAGCUGGAUCACCCUGACGAAGACGAAGAAGAUGAUCAAUUACGCACAAAGAGGAAGCAUUUCACCUUUACAGUGCAAGCCGGAACGAGCGAUGGAGAAUCAGAGGUACAUAUCGAGCUUAGAGAUUAUGUGCCAGAUUUAAGGCCAUUUCUACUUUCUUCUGAUGUUGUAAUCAGCCAUGCUGGUUCUGGAACAAUAUUGGAAGCCUUACGAUUACCCGCUGAACAAAAGUCUAAAUUGGUCGUUGUGCCAAAUGAAACAUUGAUGGAUAAUCAUCAAGCAGAAUUAGCACAAGCAUUAGCCCAACAAAAUUACCUUGUGGCCACUCGUGUACGAGGUAAGAUGGGCGAGGAAAACCGUUUGCCAAGCUUACUGCAAGCUCUGCUAUCACCGAAUGCAUCCAAUGCACCUCGAACAACCCCUUUUCCACCUUUCAUACCUGGCCGAUUCCAAACAUUGAUCGAUGCAGAGAUGGGAUUCCUGUAAACCUUACAAAACCGCAACCGUCCCCUGUAUUAUCUAGUCCCCUUCGCAAUGUACAAUAUACGUUCAACCAAUAUCGAAUUACGACAAU